GAUGCAUCUUGGCUGAUCUCAGCCACAAAUCAGCCAGCUCCCUGACCUUGGGAGCCAGCCGGUCCAAUUCGUCUCCGACCCUCGAUGCCAUCCUUCGAGCCCCAUCCUUCCUCCUGGAUUGCUAUCCCUCCAGCCAAGCCAGCCAUGGCCACAGUCAAUGCUCAUCACCAACCUCAGCCACUCCACUCGGAGCAACUCGACGACGGCUGCCUCGUCCAAAGUUGACUCCAAUCUGUCCGCCAUGGAGCGACGUCGUGCGAGGUCAAACAGGAUAAGAAGCCUCGGACCUGCUCGCUCGAGGGGGGCCAUGAUGAUGAUGAUGAUUGUGAUAUGAUGAUAUACAUGUGCUAACAAACAACACAACAACCAAACAUUCAAGAAGCAUUCCACGCAACUCUCGAGCCACCACCACAAUGUCGGCACCCACCAAGACAAUCCUCUUCCUCGGCGCCACCGGCGGCUCUGGCUUCUCGGCCCUGCGCAGGAGCAUUGCGGCCGGCCACUCGUGUAUCGCCCUCUGCCGCACGCCCUCCCGCCUGACCGACAAGCUGCCCGAGUCCCAGCGCAACGCCCCCAACCUGCGCAUCGAGCAGGGCAACGCCGUCGACGUCGACGCCCUCGCCAGGUGCCUGGUCCGCAGCGACAGCCCCGACGGCCCGGCCUCCCUCGUCGAUGCAGUCGUCUUCACAAUCGGAGGCGCCUUUGACCUCAAGAACAUGUCCAACGACCAGCCCCACAUCUGCGAGCACGGCAUGGACGCCCUCGUCACCGCCCUGCGCGCCGCCCGCUCAAAGGCCGCCGCCGCCGCCCCCGCCGCGGGGGGCCCCACCAUCAUAGCCGUCAGCACCACCGGCAUGUCGGACCACGGCCGUGACUACCCCCUCUCGCUGUGGCCCAUCUACGGCGUCAUGCUCAAGCAGCCGCACAAGGACAAGACCGCCAUGGAGGCCCUGGUGUUUGGCAGCGGCGAGGCCUUCACCGUGGUGCGCCCCAGCCUGUUGACCGACGGCGACGAGAGCAGCAAGCCCAUCCGCGUCGGCGUCGAGGACCCAAAGGCGCACAAGCUCGAGAGCAAGGAGGUCGGCUACAACAUCUCGAGGGAGGACGUCGGCAAGUGGAUCUUUGACAACCUGCUCGCCGGCGACGCACGCAGGUGGACCGACAAGGUCGUCUCCAUCACCUACUGAGGGCGGUAGGGCGGCAGGGCGGCAGGGUGGCAGGGCGGGUAACACGGUUUGGUCUGCCAGCCCACGUCCAUGUGUUUGUUUUGUUUCGCGCGGCUAGAUACCUCCCUGCAUGCAGGAUUUCCUUCCGGGCUCCACUAGAUUGUCCCCUGGCGAGUUAGAUAGAUUGAUAUUACGACGGUGAGAUGAGAUAAUAUAUACUGAAGUAUCUUCA
This is a messenger RNA of Diaporthe batatas, 1398 nucleotides long. RefSeq lists its product as uncharacterized. Bases 414 to 1187 code for a protein of 257 amino acids. The record is from RefSeq and is a predicted model, not a curated record. The transcript has a single exon. NCBI's taxonomy places the organism in Eukaryota, Fungi, Ascomycota, Sordariomycetes, Diaporthales, Diaporthaceae.